Messenger RNA from Cylicostephanus goldi, 357 nucleotides. The record is from the annotation of a GenBank genome assembly. Lineage: Eukaryota; Metazoa; Nematoda; Chromadorea; Rhabditida; Strongylidae.
AUGCCGGGUGGCCGUGGUAAUCGACGAGAUGUAAAGCAAUUGUCAAAAAAUCGCUUUUCUCGGUUGGAUUCCGAUAUUGUGAGCUCCUACGUCGAUGAUGACGAAGAAGAACGGCCUCGACCGAGGCAAGGCACUGUUAGCCGCGUUAUCAAUAUGCUUGCCGGACGGGUAAUGCAUGGUAAUGGCGGCAAUCGGCGAGGCAGAAAAGAUGAACAAACAAUGAGAAGUGCUGGCGGAGUUUCCCGUCAUACUGAGAUGGUCUAUAAAAUCCGGAUACCAUACGGUCGUAAAUUUACUGUACCAUGGAUAAUGAAGCAGUUGCAUCAACAAAUUGAGGAUAUCAAACCAUUGCUAGUG